Acaulospora colombiana is the source of this 435-nucleotide messenger RNA. The record is from the annotation of a GenBank genome assembly. NCBI's taxonomy places the organism in Eukaryota, Fungi, Glomeromycota, Glomeromycetes, Diversisporales, Acaulosporaceae.
AUGGAGCCCGUAAAUAUCACGAUUACCGAAGAACCCAUUAAAUUCACGAUUACUGAAGAUGCCACUGACGAAUUUGGUGAAAUUCCUUCUACUAAUGAAAGAAAACGAAGAUACACAUUUCCCAGCUAUCGAAUGUCAUAUGAUAGAAACGAUUACAACGAACAAAUGUUUCGUCGCGCAUAUCCAUCCGUUAAUGCCGAAGAUGGUAUCUUUGGUCAACCUUACACUGGUCUAUCUAGUCCAAAUUUGCCGCCCGUGAAAUUGGAUAUAAACGACGGUGAAAAGUCAUCACUGUUUCUGGGUAUAAGCCAUUUCGAGUUUAACCGCAAUAAAGAUACACGUUCUCGUUCCGUUAAUACCAAAAUCAAGGCAACCUCCACACCUCAAGACACAACGAGCAUUACCGAUGACUUUUUCAAGCGACAGUCUAUGUAG